Molecule: messenger RNA, 2770 nt
Organism: Aphis gossypii (cotton aphid)
Lineage: Eukaryota; Metazoa; Arthropoda; Insecta; Hemiptera; Aphididae
Product: piggyBac transposable element-derived protein 3-like
Exons: 2
Coding region: 599-2581 (660 amino acids)
Source: RefSeq, a predicted model, not a curated record
CUUAACUUGAUUUUGUAUCUUAUAAGAUACACUAGAUUAUAAUAAAUUAAUUUCUGUCAAAUUACAAUAUUUUUUAUAUCUGAAGGUUGGUCACGCUUAUUUAGACAUCUGAUAAGCAUAAAAUAAUUUUUUGGAGGGAAAAUGUAUACAGUGCUGAGUGAUAAGAUCAUUUGAUUUCAGUCAUAUCACAAAUAAACAACAUGUGAAAAAUUUUGUAUUUUCAUUUUCAUUUUUUUUUAAGUUCUGUGCUCAGAAGGAGUUAUAUUAUAGCAAUAUUAGUUAAGGUAAGUCUAAAGAUCAUUAUUAUACAAACUAUAUUUGUUUUCAUGCAGUAUUUAAAGUUUCCCAACGCAUUAUACUUAAUGUAUCCCUGAAGAUACAAAUUAUUAAUUCCCUUAUUGUUGUAUUGUAUCUCACAAGAUACAAAUUCAUUAUUUCAGUAGUUAUAUUUUAUAAACCAAAACAUCAUAAUGUAUGUAGGUAUCAAAUGUAGUACAUAAUAAUUAAAAGUACUACAGAUAUAUAUUUUUUUUUUUUGAAUGUUGAAUAAUGAAUAUCACUUAUUUAUAAAUUUCAGAUAUUUUUAUUAACUAAAAACAUGUUUUCAAGAAGUAAAAAGAUGUUAGCGCUUAUAAAUCCUCCAUUAGAUAGUGGGUCUAGUGAGGAAGAUGAUGAACUUGAAGUUGAUCCUUUAGAAAUUGAUCAUCUCUUAGAGAUUUUAGAUGAGGAUUUAGUUGAUGAAGAGUAUAAUAAAAUGUUGAAUGAAGAAUUUGAAAGAGACUUUGAAACAGUAGGUGAGGAUUUAAUACAGCAGAAUCUAGAAGUACCAUUAGUUAUUGAACUUCCUGCAACUCCAACAUCUAAUAAUAAUUCUAUUUCAAAUAUAUCAGGAACUGAAUCAUCUGGUUCUAGGCGGUCAAAAAGAUUAUUUAAAUCAUCUACUCCUGUUACUCUUCCUACCCCUACAGACCAACUUAUUAGCCCUAAUAUUUGUCUUUCAAAUCCAACUCAAGUAAACAAGAAAGUACCAUUAAAGCAUUUUGAUUUUAAAUGGAAAAAAUGCACUAGUGAAAAGUUUAGUGUUGAUAUACCAAUAAUACAAUCUUAUCCAACUAAUAGUUAUGUCAAAUCUCCUUUAGAAUAUUUUUUAAUUUUUUUUUCUAAUGAUGUAUUUGAACUAAUCGUUGAACAGUCCAAUUUAUACUGUUUUCAAAAAUUUGACAAAAUGUUGGGAACAAAUAUUAAAGAAAUAAAAGACUUGGUUGGUAUUUCAUUAAUAAUGGGAAUAGUAAAAAUGCCUGCAUAUACAGACUACUGGGCUCCAUCUACAAAAUAUGGACAAGUUUCAAAUGUAAUGUCAUUGCGUAGAUAUCAACAACUUAUGAGAUGUCUUCAUUUUUGUGAUAAUAAUUGCCCUGAUGAUUUUGAUAGAUUUUUUAAAGUUCGCAAGCUCUUAGACAUAAUUCGUAACAAUUGUUUAUCUGUACCACAAGGUAAAAGAUUUUCUGUUGAUGAAAUGAUGAUCCCUUACAAAGGCAAAAAGGCAGGAUCUAGAAAACAAUAUAUGAAAAACAAACCUAAAAAAUGGGGUUACAAAAUGUUUGUUAGGGCAGGCAUAGAUGGCAUGGUUUAUGAUUUUUUAGUCUAUUCUGGUGACUGUACUUUUCGUGGUAUAACUUUUUCUCCUCGUGAAAUGAGUUAUUUUGGCUUAGGACCUAGAGUGGUCAUUGCACUAUCGAUAUCAAUACCAGAUAAACCAAUGAGUGUUAUAUAUUUUGACAAUUUUUUUACUACUCCUGAGUUAAUAAGCUACUUGAGAUCUGAGUUUGGUAUAUUAAGUUUAGGCACUAUUAGAAAACAGCAUCUACGAGGAUGUCCUCUAAUUGAAGAUAAAAAGUUAAUGAAACAACCAAGAGGCACUUAUGAAUACCUUUGUGAUAAAUCCAAAAAAGUUAUAAUUUUAAAAUGGCUUGAUAAUAAGGUAGUUAGUUUAGCCAGUUCCUAUACACAGGAAAGUAAAUCGAACACUAACAUUAUACAGCGAUAUUCAAAAGAUGCAAAAAAAAGGGUGCCUGUUCCAUACCCUAAUAUAGUUAAAGAAUAUAACACCCACAUGGGUGGUGUCGAUUUAGCAGAUAUGUUAGUUGCAUUGUACAGAACUGGUUUAAAGUCUCAUAAAUGGUAUAUGUCUUUUUUUUCUCAAAUGCUUGAUAUAUCUGUAAACAAUGCUUGGCUACUAUACCGUAGAGAUUGUGAACUGCACAAAGAAAAAGAAAAAAGGCUUAAAGAAUUUCGACAUGAAAUUGCAGUUGCCCUAACUAGUAAGGACAAACCUCGGCUAGGGCGUAGGCCAGCUUUGGAAAAUAGUAAUUUUCCUGUUAAAAAAAUUCGACAUGAAAUAGCUCCAAGACCGUAUACUGAAAUAAGAUAUGAUAAAACAGAUCACUGUCCUACCUUUACCAAAAAAGGUAGAUGUCGCCAUUGCUCAGCUGGUCAAACUUCAAUAAUAUGUUUGAAAUGCAAUGUAAGAUUGUGUUUGAUUGAAGGACGAAACUGUUUUCAACAGUUUCAUUACAAAUAGUUUCUAAAUGGUUCCUUUUUAUAAGUAUUAUUAUAUAUAAUAUAAUACUUUUUAUUAAUAUUUUAAUACUUUUUUUUUUUUGAUUAUUCAAAAGACUGAAGUCAUCUUUAUUAUACAAUUUAAUAGUUUAAAGUAUAUUACUUAUACUUUGUUGUUAUAGAGCAUCAUAUUUUAUAUAUUAAUUUUAAA